Messenger RNA from Tachysurus fulvidraco (yellow catfish), 1949 nucleotides. It is a transcript of the gene ddx56, whose product is annotated as DEAD (Asp-Glu-Ala-Asp) box helicase 56. Lineage: Eukaryota; Metazoa; Chordata; Actinopteri; Siluriformes; Bagridae. Gene Ontology annotation, molecular function: RNA helicase activity; nucleic acid binding; ATP binding. Gene Ontology annotation, cellular component: nucleolus. The coding region runs from base 97 to 1779 and encodes 560 amino acids. The record is from RefSeq and is a predicted model, not a curated record. The transcript has 14 exons.
UCACGUCACUGUAUGUCACGUCACACCGGCGCUUUCCGGAUAAGGAGGGGUUGAGGGGUUGAGGGGUUUACACGUGGGUAAAAACUAAAAACCAUCAUGGACCCCGAACGAAUACAGUUUCACGAAAUGGGAUUAGACGACCGUAUUUUAAAGGCACUAGCUGACCUUGGAUGGGCUCAACCGACCCUUAUUCAAGAAAAAGCCAUUCCGCUGGCUCUCGAGGGAAAAGAUCUUUUGGCAAGAGCUCGGACCGGGUCAGGAAAGACCGCUGCCUACGCCGUGCCACUGAUUCAGAGGAUCCUCACCUGUAAGCAGACGGUGCAAGAGCAGGCAGUGCGAGCUUUAGUCCUGGUACCCACUAAAGAGCUGGGACAGCAGGUACAGGCCAUGAUCCGCCAGCUCACUGCUUACUGUGCGCGAGAUGUCCGCGUGGCUGAUAUUUCCGGCAAGGCAGAUGUAUCAGCGCAGAGGCCAGUUCUGAUGGAAAAGCCAGAUGUCGUGGUGGGAACUCCGUCUCGUGUACAAGCCCACAUCAAAGCCCAGAACUUGGAGCUGAACUCUCUGGAAGUGCUCGUCAUCGACGAGGCGGACCUUCUUUUCUCGUUCGGCUUCGAGGCUGAUGCUAAGAGCCUCAUUUGUCACUUACCAAAGAUCUAUCAGGCGUUCUUAAUGUCUGCUACACUCACGGACGAUGUUCAGGCCUUGAAGGAGCUCGUUUUGCACAACCCUGUGACGCUGAAGCUCCAAGGCUCCCAGCUUCCGGACAGCUCACAACUGCAGCAAUACAGUGUGAAAUGCGAGGAGGAGGAGAAGUUCCUCCUCAUCUACACACUCCUCAAACUCGGCCUGGUGCGAGGGAAGACGCUCAUAUUCGUCUCCAGCCUGGAUCGCUGCUACAGGCUCAAGCUGUUCUUGGAGCAGUUCAGCGUUCCUGCCUGCGUCCUUAACUCCGAACUCCCUGUGCACUCGAGGUGUCACAUCAUAUCGCAGUUUAAUCAAGGAUUCUACGAUUACAUCAUAGCCACAGACGAGCAAGGGCUCAACAACCCGACCGCCCUUUCCCAGAGUGCCGAGAGCAAAGGGAAGAAGAAGAAGAAGAAUGCAAAGACUAAAACAGGCAAAGAUAAAGAAUACGGUGUGUCCAGAGGAGUGGACUUCCAGAACAUCGCAAACGUCAUAAACUUUGACUUUCCCUCUUCUGUCGAAUCCUACAUCCACCGAGUCGGCAGAACCGCGAGGGCAGACAACAAAGGAACGGCUCUCACGUUCGUGUCCAAUUCCGAGCUCACGUUGCUGGAGGAUGUCGAGGGCGCUCUUACAGGAGACAGCGGAAACUGUGCCCUGAAGCCAUACGGGUUCAAAAUGGACGAAAUCGAAGGAUUUCGAUACAGAUGUCGGGAUGCGAUGAGGUCUGUAACCAAGCAGGCAGUGAAGGAAGCCAGAUUAAAGGAGAUCAAGCAGGAGCUGCUCAACUCAGAGAAGCUUAAGAUGUAUUUCGAGGACAACCCGAGAGAUCUGCAACUGCUCCGUCACGACAAAGACCUGCAUCCGGCCGUCAUCAAACCCCACCUGAGAAACGUGCCAGAGUAUUUGAUUCCAUCGACGCUGAAGACUCUGGUCAACCCUCUGUUACGCCGGAAGAAGAAGAUCAAGACCAACUCGAGGGGAGUCCUCAAAACUGCCUUCAAGAACACCAGAGGGAAGAACAUCAGAGGGAAGAACCCACUGAAGAGUUUCCGCUACAACAGGAAAGCCAGCAAGCAGAAGAACAAACCCUAACUACACAGGACUGAAUUAUUGUGCACACUGGGACAGAAAAAAACAACAACCAACCAUUAAUCCUCUGCUGGAUGGACAUUCAUAAAGAAUAACGAUUCAGGAUUCACUCAGUUCAUUUGGGAACAAGCAGCUCCAAUUUUUUUGAGUUUUGAUUAAAAUAUACAGCAGUG